AUGAACAAAGUGAUAGAGAAUAUGCUCGGAAAGUCGAUAGAGCAAAUGUUUGAGGAGAUUGAAGUAGAGGAAGUAAGGGCUAAACGUCAAGCAGAGACAGAAGCUCAGAUGAGAGAUAAAGGCAAAAGUGCUGAAGGCAGUAUUGAAGUAUCUGAAAGAUCAAUUGUUCCAUCAUUAGUUGUUGAAAAUCCAGUUCCUAUCUCGGCUGUAUCAGCUGUAUUUGAUGAAGACGUCUUACUUGAUGACGUAAUCACUGCUGAGGGUGAUGAUGAAGAUGAUAGUGAAGAAGAUGCCGAUGAAGAGAAAAUUGAUGAUCCAGAUGACGUUUUCUCAGCAAGUAGUCAUAGUGAUGAUGAUAACAAUGAUGAUGAUGAUGAUCAGGGUGGUGCAGGUGUUACUACUACUGAAGCGUCAAACGAAAAGAAUGUUGAUGAUUACAUGAAUGAUGGUGCGAAUGAAGUAUCAAGGGAAGCUGAUGGAAAGGGGGAGCAUGUAGGAGAUCAGAAUGUGGAUGAAUCUGAAAAGCUAAUUCUCUGA
Messenger RNA from Helianthus annuus (common sunflower), 537 nucleotides. Its product is annotated as trigger factor-like. The record is from RefSeq and is a predicted model, not a curated record. The coding region runs from base 1 to 537 and encodes 178 amino acids. The transcript has a single exon. NCBI's taxonomy places the organism in Eukaryota, Viridiplantae, Streptophyta, Magnoliopsida, Asterales, Asteraceae.